ACGGUGCGUGGCCGGGAAGGGAGGCGGCUCUCCGGGGAGGCCCCGGCUCCGGCGAGGGCGACGUGCGCCGGGUCUGCGGGCAUAGCGUCCCGCUUCUUUCGUGCGGCCGGGCUCCUGGCGAUGAGAGAGAAAACACAGGGGUACAGCGAACUGAGAGAAGGUGCCCAUCUGAUUAGACAAGAAACAUGAGGAAAAAAUAGGAAGAGAUGGUAGAUUAUGCCAAGAUGUACGUCUAGGUACUCGCUCACCGGCGGUGCUGCAUCCCAGGGAGGGAGGGAGGAACAAUCUGACUUCACCCAUCUCAGUAGGUGGCUGGGCAAUUGGUAUAUGGAGAAUUCUUCACUAGCCAUUACAUGAACAAGAAACAGGAGGAAAAUUGUCUGAUACGGGAAGUGGAAAAGAACUGGAUAUUGUCGUGGACGGAGAAAAGAAUUUAGAGGACAAAAGUUACAAAACUUGGUUUCUUACAGAUCUGUUUUAUAGGGUAAAAAUGAACGUAGGAGUUGCACACAGCGAGGUAAAUCCAAACACCCGGGUGAUGAACAGUCGUGGAAUGUGGCUGACAUACGCGCUCGGAGUCGGCAUGCUGCACAUUGUCUUGCUCAGCAUUCCUUUCUUUAGUGUCCCUGUUGCCUGGACUUUAACAAAUGUGAUUCACAACCUGGGAAUGUAUGUGUUUUUGCAUGCAGUAAAGGGAACUCCUUUUGAAACACCUGAUCAGGGGAAAGCUAGGCUGCUAACACACUGGGAACAACUGGAUUAUGGAGUACAAUUUACAUCUUCAAGGAAAUUCUUCACAAUCUCUCCUAUAAUUCUGUACUUCCUGGCGAGUUUCUACACAAAGUAUGAUCCAACACACUUUAUCCUCAACACAACAUCUCUCUUGACCGUGCUUAUCCCCAAGCUGCCACAGUUGCAUGGCGUUCGAAUUUUUGGCAUCAAUAAAUAUUAAGCAGAAGGUUUGACACUGACCUCCCCUGACAUGGCUACUGCUGCUCCCCAGGUGAAGGAAACGAGGAGUCUGCUGUGCUGUGUAUCUAAUGGUAUUCAAUGAGAGGUGCUUUUACAUCUGAGAUACAAUUCCUACUUCCUGCAGCAUUGUCUGGGAUGAAAGUUCAGUUUAUAAGAAGAUGCCUUCAAAUACUUAAAUGUGAAUCGGAAACCUCUAGAAGAAAGAUUUCCAUGAAGAACUGGGCAGGCCCAGCUCUAAAGCAUAAUCCCCACUAAGACUGUAUGUAUACCUGGCUGAUGCAAGUGACUUGUAAGGAAGGUGCGAGUAACAGCUGAAAUGGAGAGCAGUGUUUCACAAAUACCCAGUCAACCAUAAUGCAAAUGGUAACUUUACAUAUAAAUCCAGGAUCCUCGAUGCCAAGGACUGGUGAGACCGCAUUCUUAGAUUAAGUGAAAGUAGCUAGUUUCUGCUGUAUGGAUUGUAGGUGGUUGUGCUUGUUAUUGCAUUGUAAAAGUUUGUCUCACAGUAAAUACUGUGGCAGCUAGCAUAAACUGAUGCUGUAAUUCAUGCCUUA
Molecule: messenger RNA, 1526 nt
Organism: Gymnogyps californianus (California condor)
Lineage: Eukaryota; Metazoa; Chordata; Aves; Accipitriformes; Cathartidae
Gene: ORMDL1
Product: ORMDL sphingolipid biosynthesis regulator 1
Exons: 5
Coding region: 491-952 (153 amino acids)
Biological process (GO): intracellular sphingolipid homeostasis; ceramide metabolic process; negative regulation of ceramide biosynthetic process
Cellular component (GO): endoplasmic reticulum membrane
Source: RefSeq, a predicted model, not a curated record